CACCCACACAGCUUGCAAUCUAUUCCCAGAGUCAGAGAAGACAGACUGUCUCUAGUUUGCAGAAUAUUUGCCAAAAGCCGUGGACAAUGCUGCGAGUAAGGUGUCACAGAGAUGGUAGCAGGGGGGCUGAAGCAGCCCAUCUGAUUGGAGCUAUGAUUGGCCGCACCAUGUCCGGUUGGGUGCAGAGGGCUUUCCAGAGCACUUCCAGCUCAGCUGCUCCGCCACGUAUUGCAGUGGAGGAACCUGCUACUGAUCUCGCACCCCAACAGAUCCCGGUGUGCGCCUACAAUGAAUGGGACCCAUUGGAGGAAGUCAUUGUUGGACGACCCGAGAACGCAUGUGUCCCUCCAUUCACUGUGGAGAUCAAGGCCCACACUAAUGAGAAGUAUCGGCCCUUCUACCAAAAAUAUGGGGGCCAGCCUUUCCCUAAGGACCACUUGAAGAAAGCUGUUGCUGAAAUUGAGGAAAUGUGCAAUAUUCUCCGCCAUGAGGGUGUUACUGUGAGAAGGCCAGAACCCCUUGACUGGUCUUUCGAAUACAAAACCCCAGAUUUUUCAUCUACUGGGAUGUAUGCUGCCAUGCCUAGAGAUAUACUUAUUGUCAUUGGGGAGGAGAUUAUCGAGGCUCCAAUGGCAUGGAGGUCCCGGUUCUUUGAAUACAGAGCGUAUAGGCCUCUCAUCAAGGAAUACUUUAGGAGAGGGGCAAAGUGGACCACAGCUCCAAAACCUACCAUGUCUGAUGAGCUGUAUGAUCAGGACUACCCCUAUCGCACUGUGGAGGAAAGGCACAAGCUAGCAGCCCAGGGCAAGUUUGUGACCACUGAGCAUGAGCCCUGCUUCGACGCUGCUGAUUUCAUAAGGGCUGGGACAGAUAUCUUUGUGCAAAGGAGUCAGGUUACAAAUUAUAUGGGUAUUGAAUGGAUGCGUCGUCACCUUGCCCCGACAUACAAGGUGCACAUCAUUUCUUUUAAGGACUCUAAUCCCAUGCACAUUGAUGCCACUUUCAACAUUAUUGGUCCUGGCCUGGUGCUGUCCAACCCCAUUCGCCCAUGUCACCAGAUUGAAAUGUUUGAGAAGGCAGGCUGGACAGUGGUAAAACCCCCAACACCUCUGAUUCCAGAUGAUCAUCCUAUGUGGAUGGCCUCAAAAUGGCUGUCCAUGAAUGUCCUGAUGCUGGAUGAGAAACGAGUCAUGGUUGAUGCCAAUGAGACUACCAUCCAUAAAAUGUUUGAGAGUCUUGGCAUUAAAACCGUCAAGGUGAACAUCCGACAUGCCAUGUCCCUUGGAGGUGGCUUCCAUUGCUACACAACUGAUGUUCGUCGUCGUGGUACCCUGCAGUCUUACUUCCAUUAGCCAUGCCAGAAAGUAGCAGUUGUUAUUGAGCUUUGAAUGUUAUCUAAAAAAUAAUCAAUGAUAAUUGUUUUUACUCUUACUAAAAAGGCCUAGACUACUGUAGGUUGAUUUCACAAAGCUGUGUGUUGAAGCUUUUGCAAGAAUUGACGUGAGAAACAGCAACAAUAAUGAUGUCGACUAGGAGCAUGAUGUUCCUUAUAAUUGAUACUUCUAUUGCAGUGUGAAGUCAUUCUUCCAGUAGAAACUAACCUAGUUCUUAAAGUUCUUAUUAUUUGAUACUUAUGUUCCGAUAAGUGAUGUUCAGAUGGCAAAUCAUGUGUUGUAUGACAUUAGAAAUGUUCUUAAUGUCCUUGGUUCUUAAAUAACCCAUUGUAUUGACCUAGUCAUGUGUGUGUGCAGAGACGGUGUAAUGAUACAAUGAUACAAUGAGAUUAUGAUACCAUGCGAGGUAUAAAUGUGUGUGUGAGAAACAACUGUCUCUUGGGGGGAGGACUGUAGGGUGCUCUUUUUUUUUUGCAAUUUUUUUUUCCACUCCUAGGCAGAUUUCCACUUACACUUUCCACUUGUGAACACCUGGCUGCUCAUUACCUCCUUAAUUUCAAUAGAAGCAGUAAGAAUGUACCAAUUUUUCACACACUGCUUCAGUAUUUUGGCUUAUUAUAAAAAUGACACGUCAUGUGUUAUUGGUAAUCUGGUUGUAUCGCCCUAAUUUUAAGACCUGGUUAGGAUCAGAUGAUUUUUUUAUUAAGUCCUGACACCAUAAAAAAAACAUAGAAUUGAAAGAGGGUGUACUUUCUUUUUCACAUUUAGAUAUAUUGAGAUUAAACAGCUAAUCUGCUAUUGAUCAAAACUGAGGUGAUGUGUAAUAUAUGCAUUGUGAUAUUAUGGCUCAUAUUAAAACAAUGUAAAUGGUUCCCACCUAGAUUCAUGGCCUCCAUGGCUUCCUUGAACAUUUGCUGGCUGAAGAUGAGCUCAAUCAGCUUCUUUGUAGGAACAUCCAAGGUGCAGGGUAGGACAUUUUUUGACACUUUUGAUUGGGGCGCAUCAACCGUAUCCACCUGUAAAAUGCAUAUAUGACUCCAACCAUUAAAGAGUAGGUCUCCUAACAAAA
Molecule: messenger RNA, 2463 nt
Organism: Alosa sapidissima (American shad)
Lineage: Eukaryota; Metazoa; Chordata; Actinopteri; Clupeiformes; Clupeidae
Product: glycine amidinotransferase, mitochondrial-like
Exons: 9
Coding region: 87-1352 (421 amino acids)
Cellular component (GO): mitochondrion
Molecular function (GO): amidinotransferase activity
Source: RefSeq, a predicted model, not a curated record